UUCCUUGCUCUUUAACUCUGUUCUUUUUUUUCUAGUAACUCCCAACUUAAUAGUGGUUGCUUGCAGCCUUGUUGGGAGUGAAUGCAAAUAAAAAAAAAAAAGUCAUCGUUAAUACUACCCUUUGAAUUUGCAACUAUAAAAAAAGCAAGUAACGAAAGUGUGAUGGAAUUUUUACGACAGAUUGCAAGAGCUGCUGAAGGAUGCAAAUUCAUGGAUAGAGAUGAUCGAAUGCGCGACCAAUUCAUUAUGGAAUUUAACGAUGGUGUUACAAUCAAACUGGAAUCUGAAGAACUAACGUUUGCAAAGGCUGUGAAAAUUGCUGUUACCCUUGAAAGAGUAACCCAGGAAGCUCGACAAUUAGAUGGUUCCGAUAAUUUAAUGAUUGCGGCAACAUCGUUACUUCCAAAGACAUCUAGUGUGUCCGACACAAACAAAGUUACAUGUUUCAGUUUUGGAAAGCUUGGACAUUUUGCACGGGACUGCGAAGCAAAAUGCAGGACUUGUUCACACAAUCAUCAAGCUAAAUUUAUUACAACUUUGGGAGGAGCUGUGCAAGUGCUGGGUGAAAUGGUAAUCAAAUUAGAAAUUGAUGGAAUACACCGGAUUGUUAAUUCUCUGGUUGUAAAAGAAAAACCAUUGGGGUUUGAUUUGAUUUUGGGAAUGAAUGCGAUUGAAAAAUUUGGAGGAGUCAUCAUUUAUGGUAAUAAAAACCGUAUUGUCCGAAUGUUAGCAUGUGACACAGCGAAUGUGGUACCGUUAAAACAUCAGGACUUCGCAGCAAAUUUUGACGGGAAAAAGUGGAGGGCAUUAUGGAAUUGGAAUAAAGACCCUGUAAUUGAUAAUACCAUUAGUGAAUACAAGAUGAACCACGAGUACAAACGUAGUUACCGCAAAGAAAUGAAUGGAUUAAUUCUAACAUUCUUGUACCAUAUAACGAACUAACAUUGGGAUUACCUAAAGUAUUGAUACCGCUUAUGUGCGUAGUGCAAGAAAAUAAGGACAAAAAGGUACGUCCAGUGGGAGAUUUCCGAGCUCUCAACGAAUUUGUAAAUUGUCACACAGCGAAUUUGAUAAUUGUCACACAGGGAAUACGUUUGUCAAGAAAAAUUGCGUUGUUGGAGAAAAAUUAAAAAUGCAAAAAUACUUGAUCUUAAAAAAGCCUACCUCUAAAUUCAUAUUGAUAAAAGACUUUGGCCAUAUCAUACGGUGAUUAUAAAUGGGAAACGAUAUUGUUUUACCAGAAUGUGUUUUGGCAUUAAUGUGGCUCCAAAAAUAAUGACCACAGUUCUUCGGCAUGUGCUCAAUAUAAAUCCAACUGUAAAGAAAGCAUGUGAUAACUACAUUGAUAAUAUAUUUGUGAAAGUGUGGAAACCGCAGAAAAUGUAGUGAAGGACCUGCAUAAAUUCGGGUUACAAUAUAAACCUCCACAAAAUCUUGAACAAGGACGUGUCUUAGGAUUGAGAGUCGAAAGAAAUAAAAAUGGGGAAUUGAUAUGGAAACGAGACAAUGUGGUACGAUUUGAACUUUUAAAUGCAGUCACACGAUCACAGCUUUUCAGCAAGUUAGGUAAACUCAUUGAACAUUACCCAGUGACAGGAAGUUUGCGUUUACAAGCUUCAUACAUCAAAUGUUUAGCUGGAAAUAUACCUUAGUGUGAUUUUAUUUCUGAAGGUUGUAAAAAAAAAAUUGAAAGAUUUGCUUCACCAUGUGAAAAAAGAGGAUCUGGUUGGUGGAAAAUGGUUGGUACCAGUGAAUGGAAAAGCUGAGCUUUAUUGUGAUGCAUCAUCCAUUUGACUUGGGGUAGUUCUGCUCAUUGGUGGAGUAGUUGUUGAAGGCGCAGCAUGGCUACGGCCAGCAAGUGACACACACCAUAUCAAUAUAAGUGAACUGGAUUCGAUACUUCGAGGACUAAACUUAGCUAGUAAGUGGGAUAUAAAAGAGUUAAAAGUAUACAGUGAUAGCAAGAGCACCGUAGGAUGGUCAAACGCAGUUUUGAAGGAAGAAUAUUGCGUAAAAACUCGGGGAAUUUCACAAUUGUUAGUACAGAGACGAUUAAAUACUACUAAGGAAGUGGCAAAAAGUAUCCAGAUUGUAGUACAAUGGAUUCCAUUCAAAAUAAAUUUGGCUGAUCGACUCUCAUGAAUCCCUCAAAAAUGGUGCAGAACAGUGUGUGCGCUGGAUUACCUGAACAAAAAGACAUAUGGAAAAUUCAUUUGAUUGGUCACUUUGGUGUCGCUCGAGCAUUACAACUUUGCUUGCAAAAUAACCAGUAUGUAUCACGUAAAGGAGGUUUCAGCAGUAAUAGCAAAUUGUAAUCAGUGCAACUCCAUCGAUCCUUACUCCGUACAAGGAAGCAUGGUCAACUAAGCGUAGAAAAAAAUUGGAAUCGGGUUGCCAUUGACGUGACCCAUGUAGGUGGUGAACUGUACUUAUUGAUGAUUGAUUGUAGUCCAUCACGAUAUACAAUAUGGCGUAAACUAGUAACUAAAACAGCUACUGAAGUUGUUGGUAAACUUGAAGAAAUAUUUUCUUUAUUUGGACCGCCAGUAUGUCUUCUAAUGGACAACGAAUUUUGAUCCAACACGUUAACAAGCUUUCCUGAAGAAUGGAAUGUUAAUUUUGAAUAUCGAGCAGCACAUCGAGCUCAAGGUAAUGGUAUAGUUGAACGCAUACACAGAACGAUAAAAGGAACAGUUACUCGCUCACAUUGUUCAAUCGCUCUGGCAGUCUUGCUGUACAACGAGACAAUAUCCAAUUGUACUGAAAGUCCAUCCGAGCAAUUCAAGAAAAAACCAACUUGUUUCAUCCCAGGUAUCGAUACUCGGACAAAAACAGACAAGAAGGUGUAAAUACGAAAUUCGAAGAGGGAGACAAGGUGUGGGUAAAGCCAACUCAAGGAACAAAAUGUGACCAACCGUGGAUACCAAGUGUAGUGCGAAAGCAAAAUAAUUUAUCGUUUGACGUCGACCUACGGCGUACAGACCUACAGAGUUCAAAUGAACCAGCCAACGAUGUUUUGUACAGACUAAAAGAUAAAACCGAUAACGCUAAAGAAGAUAUCACGAUGAUAUCACUCAAGUUCAAAAUGACUCUCAAGAACAUAACGUGCUGCAAGUAACACACUCCGGACGAACAUUAAGGCCCCCACAAAGAUUGGACUUAUGAGUUAAUUCACCAAGAGGGCGUGUUCUAAUUUUAACUUGAUGAAUUAUACGUGUGUUAGAAAUCACGUAGAUACGUGUUGAAAGUCACGCGUUAUUUCAAUUGUAAUUAAAAGUAUUCUCAUGAGACUUUUUUUAAUUUUGUAUAUAUAGAGACAAUUUUUGUGUAGAGUUAGUGAGGUUAGAAGAAAGCUAUAAAAUAA
Messenger RNA from Hydra vulgaris (swiftwater hydra), 3364 nucleotides. NCBI's taxonomy places the organism in Eukaryota, Metazoa, Cnidaria, Hydrozoa, Anthoathecata, Hydridae. The record is from RefSeq and is a predicted model, not a curated record.